Messenger RNA from Cavenderia fasciculata, 741 nucleotides. RefSeq lists its product as uncharacterized. Bases 1 to 741 code for a protein of 246 amino acids. The record is from RefSeq and is a predicted model, not a curated record. The transcript is spliced from 2 exons. NCBI's taxonomy places the organism in Eukaryota, Evosea, Eumycetozoa, Acytosteliales, Cavenderiaceae.
AUGGUAUCUGAACAGCCCACGACCUACCACCUAUUACAUGCCACUUUGGUCAAAGACAGAGCUUUUAAAGGCACGAUCUCUGUUGCACCCCACAAAAUCACAGAUGAUUUUGUCGAAAAGACCUAUUACUAUGCUGGUGGAUCUGCCAGAUUUGCUUUCGGCCAAACGACCGACAUUGAUAUUGUAAAGGAUGGAUUUGUGUCCUCAACAGACUUUGACCAGUGUUGGAGGGCAAUGGGAGAUGUUGCAAGCGAAGACACCGUCUCAUCAAAUGUAAUACAUAGAGAGGUCAAUUCUUCAUUUACAAACUUUACCGGUAUUUUUGCUUCUGAUUGGGUAGCCGCUCAAGUACUCACUCAGAAACUUAUCGACACAUCUCUUCCAUUGGCAAAUUAUUUCAAUUCAACUUCUGAAGCACACAAAUUAAUGGUCGGGCAUCUCUACGAACAAUUUGCCAUCAAGUCUUUAAUGAAGAGGGCCACGUUCAAAAUCAAAUCCAAAGAAAAGGAACAAACCUUUGAAUUCACCUCACCUGGAGGAGCACUCACAUUUGGUUCAAUCGACAAAUGGACCGAACCAAAUACUCUCUACAUACCCAAGGACAAGUCUUUUCCAGCAAUCGAUCUCUUACUUACACCCAACUUGCUCUUUCAAAUCACCAAGGCCAAAGAUCACAAACCCCUUCCAUCCGUCAAACAAGGAUCUCAAAGUUUACCUCAUCUCUGUGGAGGAUUCAUAUGA